This is a messenger RNA of Astrephomene gubernaculifera, 2698 nucleotides long. The record is from the annotation of a GenBank genome assembly. Lineage: Eukaryota; Viridiplantae; Chlorophyta; Chlorophyceae; Chlamydomonadales; Astrephomenaceae.
AUAGGGGAAGCGACCUUUAAGUAUUGUUUUGAAGGACUUGCCCAAACAUACAUUACAUGGGACCCCUGCUCCAAAAUAAAUAUCAGUCCGAUGCCCAUUAACUGUGCUGCCUAAGGCUUUCUGACAGUAUCGGCCAGAACAUGCACAAUAGACAAUUCUUUCUUGUCUUCCAUUAGCUUUGCCGGCAGUAUGUUGUCGGUGCUUCAGUUCUGGGCGGGAGCAGCUGUCGCUCUAUUGGGAUGCUGCGCCGCCGCGACAGCUCCGGAUGAAUCAGCGGAGUUCUAUGGAAACCUUGUAGCACAGCCAUCAGCACUUGCGCGGUUAGUGGAGAAGAAGGGCAUGGUAAGUUUCGGGGGCUGCCGUGCCUGCAACACCCAGACUCCCAGCCUGGUGUCACGCGUCUCCCCCACCCACACCAAUAGCCAGCUUUUGGCUUACCUAUGGGACAUGUGUUCAAGUUGUCCACCCAUUAGCCCUUUUCCUGCGCCGAUAUGCCCGACCCGUGCAGUGCUAUCGUGCACCCCUGUCUGCCACAGAACAUCUUUCCGCUUUUCGCCCCGCGGCCCUGGACCUUGAAUACCUUACACAUUAUUCACAGAAGGGCCGCGCUUGCUCGCCUCCUGAACCCAAGCUUACGGCUGCACGCAAUCACGUACUCACCGUUUUCAACCACCCCCCUCCACAUCUCCACUCCAGCACUCCUUGUAUGCCUCGCACACCCCUGCCUCCUGGGGUUCUCCCCCCUCCCCGCACACCCCAUCACCACAUGGCACUGCCAAUCACCGCAAAGCCCUCCAUCCCCCUCCCGGCCUCCUUGCUGCCAUGCAUGCUCCCCGGCCCCACCACCGCAGGUGCCCGUAGAGCGGUGGGAGGAGGCGCAGUUCACAUGGGAGCCCUUCCACCAAUGGGUCAUGAAUACCUCGGUGUACCGCCGUGCCGUACACCGCAAUUACCCCAUGUCGUACCCGUGCGGCGUGUGGGCCAACCACUUCUACAAGUUCGUGUUCAUUCGCAACCGCAAGGCGGCGAGCACCACCGUGACUGACAACUUUGACAAGUGCCACUACGAGAACUCGGACCCCAGGCUCUGCAUAGAGGUGGUCAGUCUGAACCGGCUGAAGGAGCGAGGAGUGGACCCUGCGGUCAUGUGGCGCGACUACUUUGUGUUCACCACUAGCCGCAACCCCUGGUCGCGAGCGGGCUCGUCGUACGACUACUGCUCCACCAAAUGGGCUCGCACGGACGGACCCUGCAGGCAGCCUCCCUUCUCCGCCUUUUCUCGCGACCCCUCCAUCCUGGGCAAGAUCAGCAACCUGUUCCACUGCUUCGACCGGGUGGGCAUGUACCAUGACUACUACCACACGGAGCCCGUGGCGCCCUGCAUCACCACGGAGACGGGGCUGCCUGCGGUGGACUACAUCAUACGCUACGAGAACCUGUCCAGCGACCUGCCCGAGGCGGUGCGCAUCAUCAACCAGCGUCGGGACCCCUCGCUGCCGCCGCUACCCGAGCCUAAGAUCUACUGGAAGAAGAAAGGACAGGCGGCCCGGUCGCACGAGGAGCAGGGUGUGGAGUCUAACACGGCGGCGCUGGUGGGGCACGGCGACAAGUACCACAAGUGCGGCAUGCAGUGCGUGCGGGACAUCUACGAGUACUUCAGGGUUGAUUUCGAGCUGUUCAAGAUUCCCUUGCCUGAAGCGGAUCCCGCGGGUGACCGAUAGCAUGAGUCGAGGCGGCUGCGAGGCAUGACGGCACGGCGUUUCAAGAUGGGCAAUCCCUGAUGUUUGGUAGCUAGCGGUGUGGUCGGCUGGCGGGGCAUGUUAGGCGCCGCUGGUAACCAGUAGGAAGCCAACCGCAUUCACAUGCUAGGACUGUGACGCCAGUCACUCCCUUGCCAGUUGCCACCCAUGGUUGCAAGGUGGGGUGGGCGAGCAGAGCCGGAAGGAUUGUCAUGGGAUAGGUUAGGUACGGGUGGCUCUGCAGGGUUUGCGGGAUAGCCAGCCGAAGAGAUGGCGGGCGCUGAAAGGGGUGCAGACAUAGUUGCAGCAAUACUGCUAGAACAGGCGUUGGAGCCAAUGGCGCGAAAUGGGGCAAAUGGUUACGCAGGUAGCGAAGAAUGUGCCUGGGUGGUGCUUGGCAACCCAAGUGAUGCCUGAAAUUGGGUGAAUGCAGGGAAGGAUAAGGGAGAAAGCCAGGCGUGCACGCUGCAGGCCAUAUACAAUGAUGGGAACGAUGCGUCUAUUGUACUUGCUGCUGCUGCUCCUUUUUGUUUAGGGCACGAUCAUCGCGAUCGUGUUAUGGUUCUGCAGGUUUAUGCCGUGCACGUGGGAGAUUGUACAUAUAAGAUAUGGCUGCUUUGGGGAAAAGUGCUCGGGGUAGCGGAGUGAAGACACAGAUUGUUUGGGUGUAGACUCUUCUGGCAGUGCAGUGAAGUUGGAUAGGGGGGGCGAUACCUGCCUGGUGGAGAAGCACAUGCCGGCAUGGAUACGGUAGGUAGUGGGACCGGGGCGUUGCGCUGCUGCGCGAUUCCUGUAUUGAAGACAUGGGGUUAGUUGACAGGAGGGCAAUAAGGACAAAUGACAAAAGACCUGCGCCUUACCUUACAGAAACUAACGUGCAUUCAAUGACAGUACGCUUGACAACACCUGCUCACCUUUUGUACUGGAUGCCUCCGUACACUGGUUACAAUAUGCCAACG